AACUAAACGUCAAAAAUCAUCUAGGUAAACGUCAAAGAGAAAAACAAAAAUAAAAAUUUCAACGUCGCAAUUUGAAGGUGAAUCGAAAAAACUCAAAUUUGAAUCAGAAUGAGUGGUCAGGAGCCUGAGGAAGACAGUAAUCGUAAAAGAAGCGGUCCCUCACGUGGCUUAGCGCUAGCAGCGACGGCGACAGCAGUUGGCAUUGGCUUUGGAGCAGCGAUUUACUACAUGUUCAAGAAACGGGAGGCUUCUGAGGCUGCUAACAGCACUCAGCCUGCCUCGGCCGGGGCCACCUCCGCCGACUGGACUGCUGAAGACCAGUGCGCGCUUGACGAGGCUCUUCCUAGUCGACAACUCACAACGAAGGCCAGUACUAGUCAACCAUCCACGUCUAAGAGUGUUUUAAGUAAAAUAUUUACAACAAGGAGUGGUCCAUUUAAGAAAUUGACAACAAAGAGUGGUCCAAUUGAAAUAUCUGAAGCAAAACGUAAUCCAAGGCCACAUUUUACAAACAAGAGUAGUCCAAAAAAGACAUUGGAAGCAAAGAGUGGUCCAAGUCAACCAUCACCAUCAAAGAGUGGUCCAAGUAAAAUAUCUGAAGCAAAGUGUGGUCCAAGUAAAAUAUCUGAAGCAAAGAGUGGUCCAAGUCAACCAUCAACAUCAAAGAGUGGUCCAAGUCGUCAAGUCACUAAAAAGGGCAAAAUGGAUUCAGACACCGAAUACUCUACAUACUCCGAACAUAGCACCACUGACACCAGCAUACUAGAAGAAAGUGAUGAAGAAGCAAUCACUUGCAUCGCCCGUGAUGCUGACAGCUCAUCCGACACAGACCAUGACAUCAGUGAGAUUGAAAGUGCAGCGGACACAGUUAACAGCGAAGCAACCGCCGAGGAGAUUCCAACAGAAAGCAGCGAAAUAGAGUCCUCAGUUGCAUCUAGCAGUGACGAUACGGGGAACGCUUCCUAUCUCAGGGAUGCUUCCUAUCACACGGAUCCUUCCAAUCUCACGGAUUACUCCAGCUACGCACAAACCAUUAGUUCAGAUGAGUCUGAAGCGGAGGAAGAAUGGGACGUUACUACCAGUUCUCUGGAUGUGCCAGAGAGUGGGUACCGUAGCGCUUCGCCGCUGUCCAUAAGUAGCGUGAUGGGUAGGUUCCGCGCUUUUCUGAACUCUGGGCGCAAGGGGCGGCGACCGAUAUCACGUGAAAACGAGAGGAGGGCUAAGGAGUUCCGCACCCGCGCCUGGUCCGCCGAAGAAUGCUCCAUCUGCUGCGAGGUCAUGCUGGACACGCAUCCCCUGAUAGACCUGGACUGCAGCCACCGCUUCCACCAGGAGUGCAUCAGACCCUGGCUGCGCAUGGAGAAGCCGGCCACCUGCCCCAACUGCAGGAAAAGGAUUGAAAUAUGCGAACUGGAGACUAUUACUUAAGCGGGCUGGACUCGGCUAAGUUCAAUAACUUAUGGGUAAAUAAGUCAUUAGAUAGACCCAUUACACGAAUUGCAAGUAAGGCCAAUGAGAUUAAUAAUUUGAUUUUUAUAUACAAAAUCUACUUUUUACUAUUAUUAUUUUUAGACCCGAAAUAAAAUUAUUCUGUGGCAUUACUUUUAGCUAGGCUUUUUAGCUUUAUGAUGUUUUAGUUCAUUAGAAUAAUUUUAUUAAUUUUAGUUAGUCACACGAAGAAAAGCUCAAUAGUGCAUGUACAUUUUACACUUAGUUUAUUUCCACAUUUUUUUAAUGAAAUAAUCAAAAUCAACGAUGACAAAAUAUAAAAGUUGUAGCGUAUUUUAUUACUUUUUUAUAACUAUCUCACUUUUUUUAGUACACGGCUUGUCCCACAGUUGAUUUACGCACAAUACACUCACGAACCAAACAAUCAUAAUAGUAUAUCCUUACAUAAACAUAAAAAACAUAUAAAAAUAAAAAAAUAACUUAAGUCAGUCAGGAGUUAGUCCUUUUUUCAUGGGGCUUGGGGGAGAAAUGUAGUGAUUUCUCUUAAAUAAUACACACGAAUACGAUAGAGAUAGCCGGUUAAAUCAAAUUCUAAGUGUCAAUUUUAUCAGAAUCCUUGAAAAAUUAAUUAGUCCGUUUUAUAUUUAAUGUUUAUAAAUGUAGGUGUCUAUUUAUUAGUAUUACAGGCAUUGUAUAAGCCUUGAGGUUAAGAUACAGGGUGCUGAAAUAGGGUAUACGGUAGAGAGGAGUAGGGAAUGUAGAAUAAAAUUAAUUACCAUCAGGCCAUCUCCAUUUUCAAAUGGGUAAUUAAAUUUGUAAGAUUGUAAAUCCCGGAAAACAAGGUGUUAAAAAAUUGUUGAAUAUAAUAAGCCACGAUUUGUGAUAAAAUGAAUUGUGAUACGGAAGAGUAAAUCGUUUUUAUAAAUGAGUGAAUGGAAAAAAAAAUCGGUAUGAAUAUUAUUAUAUCGUUCGUUCAACCACUAUCGAAUUGAACUUUUAUAGGGUGAUUGAGUAUAAUUCCGCCCUAGACGGAAGCGAAAGUUUUUUUUACAACGACAGGCGAUGGCAACUUACUGAAUUCUUUCAAAUUUAAACCUCAUCCGACGCCAUCUUUCGCUCCUUUCUAGGGUGUUUUUUUACUGAAUUAAAUAGCUGUUUGAUGAUUGUUAAAGCUCCUCCUACCUAUGGAUAUUGAAUGUUAAACUCAGACGGGAGGUCAUUUAUAAAUUUGAAUGUUGUUGAUAACGUAGUUUUAGUCGUAAGCCGUUCAUUCAUAGAUUAUGUAGUGGGUAGAGGAAAGUUGAAACAGUUGAAUUAAAUGUGUUUUAGUAAUGUUUCGCAGUUGAAAAGUAGCUCAGAUAUUGUGUAGACAAAGGGGAUUAAAGUACUCUUAAAACAGAAUAAAACCCCAAUAACUUUUCUGGAUUAUGUAACUACUCACUCUCUAUUAUUUGUAUCAAAAUCACCCUAUGCAUAUUAACAGUUUUUACAACUUAAAUCAUUCUAGUCCUUAUAUGAAAUUAUUUAUGUUAUGUAUUAUAGGUAUAGUUAAGCACAAUAAUCAAAUUUCACUAGUUUAUGAAUUAUUUUUUUUACCAUUUGCACCAUUUUUUUCAACUUUAACUGUUUAACUCAAAUUUAACCUGAGCCUUAUUGAUGGGUUAGCCGUCGUUUUUUGAAUGAAAUUUGUGUAAUUUUUAAUCAACUUAUUGAUGACGCAUAUUUAUUUUUAUUAUAUUUAGACGUGGCAAGUACCUACACUCAUCAGAGUUCUUCCAACAACAAAACACUGAACUUUUAGAGACAAUGAUUUUUAGCUUAGCUUGAGUUAAAGUUUAGUCAUCUUAAAAUUAAAUAAUUAAGUGAUGUGGUGCAGUGGGUAUCCUAAUGUUCACGCAUAAUAUUUCUUAAAUAAUUACCUGUUGUGAUAUUAAAAAAAGAUUGUGAUUAUUGACUUAUAUUGUUUUAUGUAUUUUAUGGAAACAAAAUGAUCUUACAAGCAAAUCUUGACUUGAUAAACCUAUUCAUAUUAUGUUUUAAGUUAUGUAUGUAUGUUGUUUGUUAAAAUGAAUAAAUACCUUCUGUCUUUAGAAAUACCUA
Messenger RNA from Plutella xylostella (diamondback moth), 3549 nucleotides. NCBI's taxonomy places the organism in Eukaryota, Metazoa, Arthropoda, Insecta, Lepidoptera, Plutellidae. The record is from RefSeq and is a predicted model, not a curated record.